Brassica napus (rape) is the source of this 2388-nucleotide messenger RNA. RefSeq lists its product as uncharacterized. NCBI's taxonomy places the organism in Eukaryota, Viridiplantae, Streptophyta, Magnoliopsida, Brassicales, Brassicaceae. The transcript is spliced from 6 exons. Bases 1 to 2388 code for a protein of 795 amino acids. The record is from RefSeq and is a predicted model, not a curated record.
AUGGAGCCAGAAUUCGAUGAAGUUAUGAAAGAUCCCAUUUUUUCACAGAUUAUGGUUAUCCAGAAGAAUGAUCUAAAGUUUUCGGCGAGGUUGGUACACUCUUUCUUGUGUAAGGAGUUGAUGACAAGCAAGAGACAUGAGAAGUGGUUCACUUUCGCUAGGAGACCUCUGCGUUUUGGAUUGCAAGAGUAUCAUGCUGUCACUGGUCUAAAAGUGAAGCGAGAGAAUAACAAUGGGUUAGUGACAUGGAAAGAUGAUGAUGGUUUUUGGAGCAAGCAGAUAAAGACAAAUGGAAAAAUAAAUUUGCAGAUCAUAAAAAAGAAGCAUUUGGAAGAGAGCAAUACCUGGACUUGGGUUGAUAGGGUGAGACUGAUAUAUCUUUGUGUUAUUAUGGGUGUGGCGAUGGGGAAGGAUGAGAAGGUGAAUAUCCCGCAUCAGUACAUGAAGUUGGCGAUGGAUUUGGAGAAGCUUCGGAAUUACCCAUGGGGUCUGUAUUCGUUUGAUUUCCUUCUGAAGCAAAUUGAUAAAACAAGGCAUAAAUUGGAGCAGAAAGAGGGGUAUCUGAUGGAAGGAUUCUUGUUUGGUUUCCAAAUUUGGAUAAUGGAAGUUGUUCCUGCUUUAGGAGAGAUUUGUGGCACAAAAGGGAUUUUGCAUUCAUUCAUGGAAUCCAACAUAGAUGGAGUGGUCCUUUUGGCAACUGAUUUCGUACAGAAGGAUGAGAAGAAAGAUGAAAGCGUAGAUCGCAUUUUGGAUAUGAUCAAUAGCAAACAUGAUUGGAACAAACAUGUUUGGGGAGUAAAAGAAGCUACGAACUCUGAAUUUGAGGAAUCUGGCGAAGAGAAAGGAGAGGAUCAAACAGCUGAUACUGAGAGAGGUGAAAAUAGUCAUGUUGCAGGGAAUGUUGAUGGCACAGCUGAUGUUUCGGGAAGAAACAAGAGAAAGCAUGCAGACCGAGGAGCAGAGUCAAGGAAGAAGAAUGUUUUGUGCCACCUAGCUGCUUCAUCAAAAGAGAAUAUUGACACGGAUAUGAAAAACUUCUUGGAGGAUCUGGUACAAGCUUCUUUUACUACUUUUGGGGAGAAAUUAUGUCAGCAGUUCUCGGACAGGUUGGGAAAGAUUGAGACUGAGGUUACACAACUCAGGACAGCUUCGGAGAGAACUGAGCAAUUUGAGACAGUUGUAACCGACAGAUUGGAGAAAAUUGAGGCUGAGGUUACACAGCUCAGGACAACUUUAGUGGUGACUGAAUUGGUGGGAAAGAGUGAUCAAGCAAGCGGUCCUAGCAUGACCAAAAUCAACAGUGGUCCUAGCACCAGCAAAAAAGGCACUGUUCCAUCAAAGAAAAAGGCUGUAAAAAACCAAGAGUUAAAGACUGCUGAUUCGUGUGUCAAUUUAUCUCGUGCAAAAGUUACUCAAUCAUCAGCUAGUGAUCUUCGUAUGGGUACACAAGAGUUUUUGGAAAGUUGCAUGAAGAACCUUCCAUUAGACACAUUUGUGAAAGGUUUGAAUCCUUCUCAAGCUAAAGUCAAAGAUUCAUUGGAUUGGUUGGAACUUCCAAAAUCAUUGAAGAAGCCAACAUAUUCAUUGGAACUUCUAAAAUCAUUGAAGAAGCCAGCGGUCCGAUUAGAUGACCUAGAUAUAGAGCUAGACGGCGAAGAUUUCCUUGAUCGCUGCUUGGUGUUUGUGCAUCCUGCAGAUUUUAAGAAGAUGCAGGACUGGCAAAAUACACGAACAGCUAUACAGAUUGGUCCUUCUAUGUUAGACGGUGAUCUAGCCGGACGUAUUAUGUCUGCCAGCAGUUGGCUUAAAAACUACGAAAGAACAACAUUGAAACGAUGGAACGUAGACCGUGUUGCUUUCAUGACAUGCGUCUUCAGCGACCUCAUUGCUAAGGAUUACCAGAAUUUCUGUAAGGGUAUUAAGAAAUACACCAUGGAUCCAUUAUUACUUCAAUACGGUAAAGGUGAACUGCCUUCCCAUGGAAGAACACGGAUGUUGUGGAAUGUCGAUGUGGAUCGGAUGUACGUUCCUGUCUGGGAAAUGGAAGCUUUCGCGCAGCUUAUUCCUCGGAUUGUCAAGGCUGUGAAGUCAUUGACAAUACAGAAGCAUCUCCACAUCACUCCGUACAAUGUUUCCUAUGUACCUAUGAGUGGUCUUAACCGACUUCAAUGUCAUUGUGGUGUGUUCACUAUAAAACACAUCGAAUGCCACGUGCUUGGGUUGGACAUAUCUAUGGUGAGUGAUGAGAACAUCUGGGGAGCUCGGAUAAAGAUUAUGUGGGAUCUAUGGGAAGCAGCUAAUGAUCUAGAACUGAUUGAGAGAAUGUCAAAGUAUGAGCCUAUUAAGUGUAGUAAGCCUGCCGAGUAUGUUGAGAUUGAUGAUUUAUGA